Messenger RNA from Boeremia exigua, 1102 nucleotides. RefSeq lists its product as uncharacterized. Bases 1 to 885 code for a protein of 294 amino acids. The record is from RefSeq and is a predicted model, not a curated record. NCBI's taxonomy places the organism in Eukaryota, Fungi, Ascomycota, Dothideomycetes, Pleosporales, Didymellaceae. The transcript is spliced from 4 exons.
AUGGCGGUACUUUCGAAGAUCCUGAAUAUCCCCACUGAGGUCGGCACAGCAACCAUGUACAUGAUGCAAUCCGUUGGAGCCCACGGCUCCUUUGGCAAUAAAGACAACAGCAGCAUCGACGGGCGUAUCGGAACUCCAGAUAUGUCAGCAUCAACGGCCACCGAAUUCAUGGGCGGCACUUUCUCACCCACUCUGGGUCCGGCAGACAUGUUCAUCACAAGUACCGGAGGUGGCGUUACCGACAAUCAUAUGGAUCAUCAGCAUGGCAGUGCUCCAAGCGACGGUGAUACUGUAUGGUACUGUAGCAACUGCGGCGAUGGCCCGAUAGGCGGCUGGAACAACCAUUGCCACACGGCGCUCCGGAUCGAUCGCGCAAGCUCAGCAUGUGCUCAGCAAGAGAGAGUAGUCAUCGAGCAACCCUUCAUCGAAGUAGACAGCCCACCUUGCGGACUAUUCAGCACAUCUGCCACAUCAACCACACGAUUCGGUCGGGCUUCUACCCUGGUUCUCUUCUUUGUUGUGAGGUCGAUACAAGGUUGCAAGCCAUGCAUGCAGCCCACCGCGACACAUGGCAUCUCAAACGUAAAUUUAGCUAAAUCACUACACCCUCAAACUCGAGACCUUGGGGGCCCAUGUCGACCCUGGAACUUGAAUCUUCCGCAGUCACCUCAAGGCGGCAAUCCUUGUGCAAAUCAGCAGAUGGGCAGUGCAGAUGAGCCAAGUCUGGGGCAUGGUGGGGCGUUGACCAAUUACGAUCACCGGGGGUGCCGGUCUGGGUCACCACCUGCCACUCCGUUAGCUGCUUUCCUCCAAUCUCCUUCUCGCGCCUGUCCAGUGCAAACUAUCAACAACUCAACCCAACACUUGCCUUUUGCCUUCUACUAGUCAUUAUCGGCUGUUUAGUUGUAGUGCGCACCUGUUCAGGUGUUGAGUUGCGGCCGCUACGCUCUUGCCAUUCUCGUAAUGAACACCGGACCUACUAGGUAAAACUUGAUCUUAAGGCAAUGCAUGGGACAUGGAGGUAGGCACCAGAAUCAAUGCUCCUUCUCACAAUGUAGCAUAUCCCUCGGCACCUCUUGACCAGGGUACACCCGUACUAAUG